Patiria miniata (bat star) is the source of this 1974-nucleotide messenger RNA. RefSeq lists its product as uncharacterized. The transcript has 5 exons. Lineage: Eukaryota; Metazoa; Echinodermata; Asteroidea; Valvatida; Asterinidae. The record is from RefSeq and is a predicted model, not a curated record. Bases 1 to 1929 code for a protein of 642 amino acids.
AUGAAUGCCACCUGUCAAUUACUAGUCGAUUUGUUUAAAUUCACAGAUCAGACAUUUCCUAAAGAUAAUGACACAAUCGUCGAUGAGACUUCUGUAUCGUUGAGCAUCGAGAGUGAGAAUACGAUCCAAUGCCCACUACUCCCGCAAGCACCAACUGAGACCGAUACCACAGUGUACUGGUCAAUCUUGACUGAUAAGGACAACAAAUUUGGUAUUAUUUUUGCCAAGUUUGCUAACGGAGAUACCAUGUUAGUUCAGGAAUAUGCUGCAACGCAUGGCCCAGAAGGAAACAAUGGACUGUAUAUCGAGCGUUUUAAAAGAAGAGACGAACGGUAUUGCUGUCACGUGUUCGAGCAAGGGAAUGACCUAAGAACUGCGUGUAUCGACGUGACUUGGCUUGCUGUAGCAACUGAAAAGCGUCCCACAAUUUUAGACUGCGACUCCGCGGGCGAAAGUUGUGAGGUGAAAAUCGAACCUCACCAAGACUGCCUACAGCUUGGAUGUUCUAUCAAUGAGGUCUACCCAAAGCCUACCCUCAACUGGUCGUACACAAACUGCAAAGAACGUCCAACCUUCUUCUCAACUUCGUCAUCAACAGAAAACCCGAAAAACCGGACCAUUGAAGUUUUUAAUGUACAAUCCAAAGUUUACCUGGUUGGCUUACAACCGUCCUUCGACGAUUGUAGUUUGGUCUGUACAGCUCACGGUGAGGCCAUUCCGGACGAGAUGAAGCCAGCAAGUGUAUCCAUAACACGUCUUACGGAAACUACAACAUCCCAGAUAGUGACGAGCACACGUACCUGUCCUGUCUGCAACUGUUCCGUUUGGCGUGGUCUUUUCUCUCUGGCGAUGUUUUUUCUUGUGGUUUUUGUCCUGACUGCUGUCUUGUUGAUAUGUCCAAAAAGUCGUAAAUUUCUUCAAAAUCAUUCCGAAACCUUUCGCUGGUAUCUUGAACAGUGUGCGGAACCGAAAACAGAGAAGUCGUGGCGAGAUAUUGAGCAUGUCCCGCUUGAAGAUAGGGUAUGCCUUGAGAACCGAGGGAGCGAUGAUGUUGAAAUAACAGAUGCCAACUUUAUUUGGAAUUACGAGGGACAGUUGCUUACAGAGCCUGCUCUGGAGAUUGGGAAUGAGAGUGGAUUCCAGGCUAUCACAGACGUCAUCGGUAUCCAAGAUGGCGGCAUGGUGGUCAUUGAUUCAAAGGGCUUGCACCGAUUCACGGUUGAGUAUCAUUAUCGGUUUAUUGAUCUGUAUGAGGCCUUGGGUAACAGAGGUCACACGUGUGUUGCACAUUUUACGGAUGACAAGCUGCUGUUUGGGCUCCAAUGGGGUAGAGUUGUGAUUUUCGACAUUGUAAAUGAACAGGUCGGUAACUUUGCUUCUGUCUAUCCAGUUAAAGAUAAGACAGUGCAGUUGGCUAGCAUAGUGGUGAGUAGUUUGGGGUAUGUGUUUGCAAGUGACGAGAAUGGGAAAACAAUCUCAGUUUUUGAUCAUGAGGGUGUGUGUUUGAAACGCUUGGACACCCCAAGUAUUCAGCCAGGGUCUCUGGCACUUCAUGUCCGUAAAGAGGCGCUAAGCUUCUUCGUCACAUCGGGUGAAGUAGUAAGGAAGUAUCAUAUGUAUGGAGAGAAAAAACAAACCAAGAUAAAUCACUCCAUCCAUUUUGACAUCAACAAAGAAAGACUAGAAAGUAAGGAAUUCAAACCUGGCUAUAUAUCAGUGCAAGAAGACAAGCUUUUGGUUGUAAACCAUCUCGACAGUCCGGAGUUAUUGCAGAUUUUACAACUGAACAUUAACGAGGGGAAAUUCCUGCAUAGCAUUAUAGCUAGGUCACCUGGUAUUCGUGGCGUGAAGUUCAUCAGUGGAGACAGGAUACUUCUCUAUUCUGGUGACUCAGUUCACGUAUUUGAAAAGAAUGAUGCAAAACAAUAAUAGUUAUUUAUGAUAAAAGGCUUCUCAUACAAGACCCUUUUCCAA